Molecule: messenger RNA, 3562 nt
Organism: Oryctolagus cuniculus (rabbit)
Lineage: Eukaryota; Metazoa; Chordata; Mammalia; Lagomorpha; Leporidae
Source: RefSeq, a predicted model, not a curated record
GGGCGCCCCCUGGCGGUCGGCAGCGGAUCGCAGGGCCCGCCCCCAGCCGCCCGCCGCUGCUGCCCGCCUCAGCCCAACAUGGCGAUGCACAACAAGGCGGCGCCGCCGCAGAUCCCGGACACCCGGCGGGAGCUUGCCGAGCUCGUGAAGCGGAAGCAGGAGCUGGCGGAAACUCUGGCCAACUUGGAGAGACAGAUCUAUGCUUUUGAAGGAAGCUACCUGGAAGACACUCAGAUGUAUGGCAAUAUCAUUCGUGGCUGGGACCGCUAUCUAACCAACCAAAAAAACUCCAAUAGCAAAAAUGAUCGAAGGAACCGGAAGUUUAAGGAAGCCGAGCGGCUCUUCAGUAAAUCCUCGGUGACGUCGGCAGCUGCAGUGAGUGCGUUGGCAGGAGUUCAGGACCAGCUCAUUGAAAAGAGGGAGCCCGGCAGUGGGACGGAAAGUGAUACCUCUCCAGACUUCCACAAUCAGGAGAACGAGCCCAGCCAGGAGGACGCGGAGGACCUGGACGGAUCUGUGCAGGGGGUGAAGCCUCAGAAGGCUGCCUCCUCCACCUCCUCAGGGAGUCAUCACAGCAGCCAUAAAAAGCGGAAGAAUAAAAACCGACACAGCAACAUUGACACAGUGCGUUGGAAUCCUUUUGGAAAAGAGGGGAAACGGAAGCAGAACCUGUGUGUUGGUGUUUCACAAAUGCCACGGUACAUCUUGGGAAGCUGUCCAGUGGGUGCAAGUUUUUUGGUUGCUUGUGGUUUUCUGUUUUUGUAUUUCUUCGCAAUGUGCUGACUUCAGAUACUGGAAGAACCAUAGGAAGCCUGCAAAAUAGGAGACUGCUUUCCUAGAUAGCAUUGCUCCGUCGUGUGUUUUGCGGCGAGUCCAUAAGGAGCCAGGACAUCCGUGGACAGAAAGGUCAGGUGUCACCCAGGUGAUGGUAGUGCUCCCUGUGCCUGCAGUUUGUAUGAUAAUGUUGGGGCCUGGGAACUCAAAUGUUGAGAAUUAGGCAGCGUCACUCAGAGAGAGUAAUCCAUGGUUCACAGAGUAAGGCAUCUUGCCCUGGCCUCAGCCCACGUAUGCAUAGGCUGGUGCUGGUCCUACUCCCCUGUGUGCUGAGUAGCGAAGGGGGGCAUGCAAGGAAUGGGUGAGUCUCUGGCUUCCUUUGCAAGCCUGUAGGCUGUUUCUUUAUGUACCCAGGAUACUGAAACUGUUAGCCUCGGGAAUAUGGCAUGAUGGGAUCAUGUAGGAUUAACUCUUAUGGAGCCUCCUUGGCACCAGCUGAUUAAUUCUUUUGAGAGUUUUUGUUGUUGAUGGUAGUGGUGUUUCUGAACUACAGAAAUAGUAUUUCUUCUGAACAGUGAUGAUGGACUGUUACUUAACAUUUUUCUGCAAACCAGAAUUCACCAUACUAAUCUCAUAACUGUAGUAAGAAAUAGCAAAAAUUGCAUAUUUUUUUUUUGUAAAGCUUCAAUCUAUUUGGCCACUGUGAUAGAACUGGUGCUAGCUUAUCACAAAAAAACAGAGAACCAUGCUCUUUAAGAAAUACUUUCAAUUUUGUCAAGAUAGCCAAAUGUCAUACUCACGUUGUUUUUAUUAAACUUGCUCCAGUGUGAUCUGAAAGUAAUCAUUCUUUCCCUACUCCAGGGCGUCUAGAGUAGGGAGAAGAUUCCUUGAGAGUUUCUGGGACUCCUUUCCAUUGCUGGGCAGUGGACUCUAGAUAGCUGUCUGUUUCAGGUAACGCCUCAUUGUCGGUAGUGAGGGAUUAGCUGAUCGCUGACACAAGGACUGAACAGAGCAUUCAACAACUUGCGUUGGUGUCAGCACUUCUUCCACAUCCUUUCAGCUCUGCACCUUAGGAGGCAUCUGCUUCCAGAAAAAUACGAGGACUUAUGUCAGUCUCUGGUGUUAGUGAUUGCUUGCACACUGGAAAGGAUCCUGGCUUUUAUUGCUGUCCCUCCGUCUUUUCUCUGAUUCAGCGUCUAGCUGGUCUUCUCCUCUGCCCCAAGGGAGAAGGGAACUGAUGACUUCUGUCUAGGGAAGCCAGGUUCGGUGGCCCGUGGGGCAGGGACUUUGGUGGCCAGUUCAGGUUCUUGGAUUCCUGCCAUCUUUAGUCAGGAGCUCUGGCUGGGGUGGGACAGACACCAUCUACAGCACUGGAAAGUUUGCAGCCAGCACAGGCUUUCCCUGCCCACAUGCCACGUCGGGUAGACCGUCGGCAGUCCGUUACUCCAGCAGGUGUUUGAAGGCUCACCGCGUGCCAGGCACUGUUCAUUUACUCAAGGCAAAGUACAGAUAGCAAUGGUAUUUAGACAAAAAGAAGUUGCUUUUGAAUUUGCCCUCUUCAUGAAUGUGAAAAUUUAUCAGAUAAUUUUUAGCAUAAAUGAUCACAGUGUCCUGAUGUUUUCAUGAUGUCUGAACAAUAAGUCCCAGUGCCACUAAUGAAAAAGAUGAAAUGACAACUCACAGCUGCUCUUCCAGGUUUUUACUACAAUACCAAACCCUAGAAUUCUCCCAGGGAGUCUGUCAAUGCUGGUUAGCCAGGUCUAGUGCAUUUCAGUCUGUGAGCUAAGCGGAGUCAGGCUGAAAGCGGAGUGUGGAUAAUCCCUCCUGUACAUUUACCGUGUCCCCUGCUGAAGAUCCAUGCCAAUGGGAAGCUUUCUUCCAGCGUCACUCUUGUAAACGUUGGGAGGAAAGUGUGGCCAUCUGUAUAUGUGGUUUUACCCCCGCCUGCAGUCUGAAAGGCAUGGGAGCCAGCAAGGGAGCCGGGUCCAGCUCCAGGGUCGCGCGUGUUUUUCAGACCAACCUCUGUGAGUGGUGAUGUCACAAAGUGGCCGUCUGUUCCACUCCCAUGUAGGCCCCUGAGUCUUGGAUACUUACGGAUGCCAAUUUUCCUUUGUUUUAAUAGGGGCUUGGCGAACUUCCUUGUCCUUUAUGUAGCCCUGAUGCGUGUGGGUCCCUGUCAUCACCUGCCUGGGGGCAGUCGUACUGCUGUUCUGUUUGUGGACCUGCCCCCAAGUGUGCUUGUUCGCCUGUGGGCUGCUAGCAUGCAGGCUGUGGGGAAGGGGUACCGUGUCCCUGGACCACCUUUAGAAUUUGUCACUUGAGUCAAAAGUGGCCAUAUGUUUUCCUGCUUUAAUGUUUGGACUGUUUUUGUCAUCUUUUAUUGUAGUGAAGGUGUAUUGCCCUGAGCUGUUGGCACUGUCUUAAAUGCCUUUCGCUAUGUGACCAAGCCUUCCUUUCUGUUUCUUCUAAUGUCCUAAUGAUAUUUUUCAAUUUAAUUCAAUACGUUAAAAGUUCUAACUCUGAAUCUGGCAGCUGAUAAAAGGGCUCCAGGUUUCUGUAGCUUUCUAAUGAAAUAACGUUUCUUUUCAUAGUCUGUUCUUCUGAUAUGAAUUCCGUUGAGGGAAGGGAGUCUCCUGACCACAAAUCUUUGGUGCUUUGAUAUUUGAACCUUUAUUGCCUAAGAUUCCUAAAGCUGAUUUUGUUUCUACAAAUCUUGCUAAGGUGGCUAAUCGACUAAUUGAUUCAAUUAGUGUAUUAAUCUCUACUGCUUUCUUCCUUUCCAAUGCUG